UUGGUUCUGGGUUACCAGGUACCAGUGGUCAGAAGAGAGCCAUCCCAGAUGCCUCUCCGGCUGAUCUUCAGGAUUCCUUGAGCCCCAUUUUUCAAUUAGCCCCAGGCCAGAUGUCCACUGGGAACUUCUGUGCUGUUCUUCAGCCUGGCCAUGGGUCAUUGCAGCCACCAAGUCCAACACAGUACACAAGAGCUGUGGAAGAAAGUGAGGAGGCCCUCCACUGCCAACAUCCCUUCUCUUCCCUCCUCAGAAUAAUCAGGAUGUAGCCAGCACCAUGUCUGCCUGCACAUCGCCAUGCUCCCCGCCAUGAUGAUAAUGGACUGAACCUCUGAAACUCCUAAAGAAAAUGACAGAUGUUGUAGCUGUUUGGGAUGUUAUAUUAAGUGAUGGAAUCCACAAGAUUGAAUUUGAACAUGGGACCACAUCAGGAAAACGAGUUGUAUAUGUGGACGGGAAGGAAGAGAUAAGAAAAGAGUGGAUGUUCAAUUUGGUGGGCAAAGAAACCUUCUAUGUUGGAGCUGCAAAAACCAAAGCCAUCAUACAUAUACUUUCUGACAAAGAUUAUGUUUUAAAAUAUAUCCUGGAAAUUGAGAGGAAAAGCUUCAUAAAGUAUGUAAAGAACAGAUCAAAAACCACCAACACCUGGGUACUGCACUUGGAUGGCGAGGACUUUAGAAUUGUUUUGGAAAAAAACAGUAUGGAUGUGUGGUGCAAUGGCGAAGUAAUAGAGUCAGUGGGUGAGUUUGUAGAUGAUGGGACUGAAACACACUUCAGUAUUGGGAGCCAUGACUGUUACAUAAAGGCCGUCAGCAGCGGGAAGAGGAGAGAAGGGAUCAUCCAUACCCUCUUUGUGGAUAACAGGGAGAUCCCAGAGAGCCUUCAGUGACUGCUCGUUAAUGAGUUCUGAGCUGAAGAGGAGACAUCAGGACUUGCUAAUGGCUUCGGUAAUUAAAUGUGUUCACUCUGUACAUACUGGUA
Peromyscus eremicus (cactus mouse) is the source of this 978-nucleotide messenger RNA. RefSeq names its product fas apoptotic inhibitory molecule 1-like. The record is from RefSeq and is a predicted model, not a curated record. The coding region runs from base 347 to 886 and encodes 179 amino acids. NCBI's taxonomy places the organism in Eukaryota, Metazoa, Chordata, Mammalia, Rodentia, Cricetidae. Gene Ontology annotation, biological process: negative regulation of extrinsic apoptotic signaling pathway via death domain receptors; canonical NF-kappaB signal transduction; positive regulation of neurogenesis. The transcript has 6 exons.